Molecule: messenger RNA, 657 nt
Organism: Anastrepha ludens (Mexican fruit fly)
Lineage: Eukaryota; Metazoa; Arthropoda; Insecta; Diptera; Tephritidae
Product: putative nuclease HARBI1
Exons: 2
Coding region: 178-657 (159 amino acids)
Source: RefSeq, a predicted model, not a curated record
GGAUCUUCUAGUGAAUACAGAUCAAUUGGACAUUUGUUUGGAGUAGGCAAAGCAACUGUUUGCAAAAUACUCAUCGAGUUUUGCAAUGAAGUUGGGACAUCUUUGGCUCCAAUAUAUUUGAAAAAUUUUCCACUGACAAGGGCGCAAAUUGAGAAUGGAGUCGCAGAUUUUAAUGCAAUGGGCUAUCCACAAUGUAUUGGAGCAAUAGAUGGAUGUCAUAUUGAAAUUCAUCCAAGAAAGGAAGAAGCCAUUGAUUACUACAACUACAAAGGGUGGUAUUCCGUAGUACUAUUGGCUUUGGUAGACGCAAAAUAUAGAUUUGUUUAUAUACAUUGCGGCAGUCCUGGAAGAUGCAACGACUCCGGAAUUUUUGAAAAAUCAUCGCUAAAGCGCGAGUUGCAAAGUUGUGCACUUCUUGAUGAAUUGAGCUUGCUGUAUGGAUCCACAAAAAUACCAGUCCAUAUUAUAGGGGACUCUGCUUUUCGUCUCUCUCAGCAUUUAAUGAAGCCAUAUCCGCAUAGUGUGACCAAUACUCCCGAACAAAAAAAAUUCAACUAUAGAUUGUCUAAGUGCCGGCGUGUUGUGGAAAAUGCUUUUGGCCAUUUAAAAGCCCGGCAAAUACAACUUAGAGAUUCUAAUAUUUUUAAAAAUUGGUAA